UCGAGUCGAGCGACUAGUCGCGACUAGUCGUCGACUAGUCGACGAGUCGCAAGAGCAGGAGCGCCUCGGGCUGGCGACUCGACUCCUCGCAUGAGUCGAGCGACUCGAGCGACUAGUCUCGACUAGUCACGACUAGUCGCCAGAAGUGAGUCGAACGACUCAGUUAUUUUGGGCCCCCAACAGUUUUUUGGCCCAUCAGCCCAUCCCAGCACUGGAAAUAUAUAGAUCGAUCCAUCCCCCGUCACCCUGACCUAACCCUUUCCCUGGCGGCUGCCUUCACUCCUCCCCUGUGCUCCUCCCCUUCCUCCUUUGGUUGCUGCUGCUAUUGUGCUCCUCCACUCCUCCCCUGGUUGAUGCUGCUGUUGUUGUGCUCCUCUACUCCCCUGGUUAAUGCUGGUUAAUGCUGCUGCUCUUGUGCUCCUCCACUCCUCCCCUGAUUCACAGCAAGCACCAUGUCCUCCCAGCUUGAGAUAUCCCAAGUUGUUCGAUCAGCUCAAGCUGCAGAAGAAGCUGAUGAGCACUAUGACCCAUUCAAAGAUCCUAAGAGGAGGCCAACAAAGAGCAAGGAUCCAGCAUGGAAAUAUGCAUUCUGGCCAGAUCUUAACAAGAGAUUGUUGCUGCAAUGUAAUUUGUGCGGCAAGAAAAUUACCUCUGGACCUUGUAGGAUGAAGAAACACCUUGCUGGGGGGUUUACAAUUGUGAGUAUGUGCACCAAAACAACCCCUGAAAUUCGAAAGGAGAUGCACGAGUACUUGAGGACUCACUCAUUCAGUUUCAAAAAUCUUGAUGGAGAUGAAGGUGGUGAAGAAGGUGGUGAAGAAGGUGCUGAACAAGAGAAGUGUGCAGCAAGUUCAAGAGCUUCCAACUCCAACUCCAACGCCUCCACCAAAAGGAAAUCAGAGGGGACUACUCAUUUGGCAACGACGGUGGCAAAGAAGCAAGGAAAGUCCAUUGCAGAUCAGAUUCGGAAGACACCGGAAGAGGUGGUUGCUGAGAGACAUAUGUUAAAGGGCACUCAAAAGACCAUGAAGGAUUACAGCAAGAAGACAAAGGAGCAAAAAGAUGAAGUAGAUGGUCAUGUAGCUGACUUUUUGUAUGAGAAUUGCCUUCCACUCAAUAUUGUUAAUUCAAGGAGUUGGGAGAUUCUAUUGGAGUCUAUAGGGCAGUAUGGCUCUGAUUAUAUAUCUCCUACUUAUCAUCAAGUGAGGGAACCAUUGCUUGAGAAGGCAAAGAUCAAGACCGACAACUUGAAAGGGAAGCAUGAAGUUGCAUGGAAAGAAUAUGGUUGCUCACUCAUGUCAGAUGGCUGGACGGACAUGACCGGGCGGCACUUGAUCAACUUCCUUGUCAAUAGUCCAGAAGGUACCUUCUUCUUAGGGACAGCCAAUGUUUCUUCUGAAACAGUUGAUGCAAAUCUGGUGGCAAAGCUGUUGAGCGAACAAAUUGAUGCAAUUGGCCCUGAAUUGGUAGUCCAAGUAGUUAGCGAUAAUGGGUCUAACUACAAGGCAGCCGGUAGACUUCUAAUGGAAAAGUAUCCUACAAUGUAUUGGACACCUUGUGCUGCCCACUGCUUGGAUCUUAUGCUAGAGGACAUUGGGAAGAUCAAAGAGUUCAGCCGUUGCAUUGCUAAAGCAAAGAGAACAACCAGAUUUAUUUAUGCCCAUGGAAAGGUUCUUGAUUUAAUGAGAAGCUUGAAUGGUAAGCAAGAAAUUGUGAGGCCUGGAGCAACUCGUUUUGCUACGUCAUUCCUUACUUUGGCAAGCAUGUGGAAGCAAAGGCAAACCUUGAAAACUCUCUUUGUUAGCCCACAAUGGUAUGCAAACAGAUUAAAGGACAGCGAAGGAGGGAAGGCGGCUGAAGCAACUGUGAUCUCCGUGUCAUUUUGGCAAUCGGUGGAGCAUUGCAUGAGAGCUUCACAACCACUUCUUAGAGCUUUGAGGAUCGCUGAUGGUGAUGAGACUCCGGCUAUGGCAGAAAUGUGGGCAGCCAUGGAUUUUGCAAAGACACACAUAAAGGAAGCUUUGGCACAUAAGCCAAACCUCCUAGGUCAAGUGGUAGCUAUUGUUGAUAAGAGGUGGGAUAAACAGAUGGAACAAAAGCUACAUGGGGCUGCUUUGUUCUUGAACCCAAAUAAAUUCUUUGCCAUUAAGGAGUCCAACAGAAGACAAGCUGCCCGUCUCCGUUCAAUGUUCAAUGAUGUGCUAUGGAAGAUGGUGCCUGAUGAUGAGCAGCAAGCAACUAUUAGUAGGGAAGCUGACGACUAUGAGCUGGGGAGUGAAUGUUUCUCGAAGCCAUUGUCAAUUAAAGACCGUGACAAAAAAAGCCCUCUUCUUUGGUGGAAUGCUUAUGGUGGCCUUGCUUUUGACCUCCAAACUCUUGCAAAGCGAAUCAUUAGUCUAUGUUGUUCAGCAUCUGGCUGCGAGCGCAAUUGGAGUGUAUUUGCUCAUAUCCACACCAAAGGGAGAAACCGUCUAGAGUACAAGAGAUUGAACAAGCUAUCAUAUGUAUCGUACAACCGGAAAAUGGAAGCUAGGUUUCAGAAUCUGCGUGAGCAAGGCUCUAAAGCAAAGAAAUCGAGUCCACUUGUCCUAGAAGAAUUUGAAUGGGAUAAUGAAUGGGUUGAUAUCAAUGCUGAAAUGGUACAUGAAGAUCAAGCUCAAGUCAUGGACGGUGAAACACCACUACUUUGGUCUCAGGUUGAUGAAGCCAUGGGUGCAUCAACUUCUCUAGCAGGCCGCAACUAUCCUAGGAGAGCUCGUGGUGAUCCUAGUGAGCCUAUUGCACGACCCAUAGGCCCUUAUAUCACCUACACUCGGAACAACGCAAGAACAAGGCUGGUUGUGCAUGAUGAAGAGUUGAGGGCUGAAUUAGAAGCGGCAGAAUAUGACAAAGACAUGGAGAGCAGUGAUGAAGACGAUGCUGAAUCACCAGAUGAUGAAGACACUGAUUUUCAGCUUGAAGACAUGGAGCUUGAGGCUUGAUUGCUUGAAGAUUUGAAGUGUUGACUUAUUUCCUUGCAUUUUAAUUUGCCAUUCAUGUUUUGGUGUUGAAGA
Molecule: messenger RNA, 3053 nt
Organism: Triticum aestivum (bread wheat)
Lineage: Eukaryota; Viridiplantae; Streptophyta; Magnoliopsida; Poales; Poaceae
Exons: 4
Coding region: 453-2981 (842 amino acids)
Molecular function (GO): DNA binding; protein dimerization activity
Source: RefSeq, a predicted model, not a curated record